AUGAUGGGCGGCCGCCUCCUCACUGGAGGGAUUCCUGGAGAAGCUGCAGUGUGGGGAUGCUCUGACCGAGUUCAGCCCCCAGUGUCUUUCCUCCUCCUCCUCCUGCAGCGACAGCAUCCGCAGUUAGCAGUGGGCAACUUGAGGCUGUAACCGGGGCAAGCCCCCAGGGUCCUGCUCACCCAACAGGGGGCUCAGGUCCCCGAAGGGGUGUGUGCAGGGCGGGGGCGGCCAGCUGGGACCAGCUGGUGGCCCUAGAAAACCUCACCCACACCCACACCCACACACCCCUUUUGUGUUGCAGGCUGCCCCUCUGAGAGCGGAGGCAGCGAGAGAGUACUCGUGUGCCUCGCACCGGUCCGCGGUGAGAGCAGCGGGGACCAAGACUCGCACCAUCUCCCGGUCGGUCCUCGCUCCAGUUUCCCUCUGAAUCCUACACUUCAUAUGUAGACACCUUACUCAACUGGCAUUUGUUAGUCAAGUCUCCUCUGCAUCCAAGGUAAGGAAAAGAAGACUUUGGCGCGCUCGAACAACCAACAUCCGCAGUCUGAUCAGAAGACAUUGCCCUUGCCGUCCCGAGAGCUCCAGCAGAACAUCUCGUUAAGAUUGAAGAAAGGAGAUUCCAAAAGGAACAAAAAAACCCAAAUACUCCAGACUACCCCAGCAGAACAUUCCGCUUGAACCAAAAAUGGUGAGUGCCAGUCGUCCUGAGGCCCUGGCUGCCCCUGUCACCACUGUUGCGACCCUUGUCCCACACAACGCCACUGAGCCAGCCAGUCCUGGGGAAGGGAAGGAAGAUGCCUUUUCCAAGCUGAAGCAGAAGUUUAUGAAUGAACUGCAUAAAAUCCCAUUGCCACCGUGGGCCUUAAUUGCCAUAGCCAUAGUUGCGGUCCUUCUAGUCGUGACCUGCUGCUUCUGUGUCUGUAAGAAAUGUUUGUUCAAAAAGAAAAACAAGAAGAAGGGAAAGGAAAAGGGAGGGAAGAACGCCAUUAACAUGAAAGACGUGAAAGACUUAGGGAAGACCAUGAAGGAUCAGGCCCUUAAGGAUGACGAUGCUGAAACUGGACUGACUGAUGGAGAAGAAAAGGAGGAGCCCAAGGAAGAGGAGAAACUGGGAAAGCUUCAAUAUUCACUGGACUAUGACUUCCAGAAUAACCAGCUGCUGGUGGGAAUCAUCCAGGCUGCUGAACUGCCCGCCCUGGACAUGGGAGGCACAUCUGAUCCAUACGUCAAAGUCUUCCUGCUGCCCGACAAAAAGAAGAAGUUUGAGACAAAAGUCCACCGGAAAACCCUCAAUCCAGUCUUCAAUGAACAGUUUACUUUCAAGGUGCCAUACUCGGAAUUAGGUGGCAAGACACUGGUGAUGGCUGUGUAUGAUUUUGACCGCUUCUCCAAGCACGACAUCAUUGGAGAGUUCAAAGUUCCUAUGAACACCGUGGAUUUUGGCCACGUCACCGAGGAGUGGCGCGAUCUCCAGAGUGCUGAGAAAGAAGAGCAAGAGAAACUGGGUGACAUCUGCUUCUCCCUCCGCUACGUCCCUACUGCCGGCAAGCUGACUGUUGUCAUUCUGGAAGCCAAGAACCUGAAGAAGAUGGAUGUGGGUGGCUUAUCUGAUCCCUAUGUAAAGAUUCACCUGAUGCAGAACGGCAAGAGACUGAAGAAGAAAAAGACAACGAUUAAGAAGAACACACUUAACCCCUACUACAAUGAGUCCUUCAGCUUUGAAGUUCCGUUCGAGCAAAUCCAGAAAGUGCAAGUGGUGGUAACUGUUUUGGACUAUGACAAGAUUGGCAAGAACGACGCCAUCGGCAAAGUCUUUGUGGGCUACAACAGCACCGGCGCAGAGCUGCGACACUGGUCAGACAUGCUGGCCAACCCCCGGCGACCCAUCGCCCAGUGGCACACUCUGCAGGUAGAGGAGGAGGUUGAUGCCAUGCUGGCUGUCAAGAAGUAAAGGGGAAAAGAAGCCUUUCUGCGUCUGCCCACAUAGUGCUCUUUAGCCAGUAUCUGUAAAUACCUCAGUAAUAUGGGUCCUUUCAGUUUCCAGCCAUGCAUUCCUGAUACAAUCCAGUGGUACUUCAGAUCCUGUUUUAAUUUGCACAAAUUUAAGUGUAGAAAGCCCCUAUGCCCUUCAUCAUACCACUGCCCUCCAAAUCUACUCUUCUUUUAAGCAAUAUGAUGUGUAGAUAGAGCAUGACUGAAAUGUAUUGUAUCACACCGUUGUAUAUACCAGUAUGCUAAAGAUUUAUUUCUAGUUUGUGUAUUUGUAUGUUGUAAGCGUUUCCUAAUCUGUGUAUAUCUAGAUGUUUUUAAUAAGAUGUUCUAUUUUAAACUAUGUAAAUUGACUGAGAUAUAGGAGAACUGAUAAUAUAUUAUAUGGUAAAUAUAGUAUCGUCUGCAUUCCAGCAAAAAUAUCAAUUUGAAAGGCACUAGUACAGUUAAACCAACAUCUUAAAGGACAACUUAAACCUGAACUUUCUAUUGAAUCCUUUGAGUACCAAGAUUUGCUCACAUGACAUCUUUGAUGGGUGAACCCAAUUUUGUAGAAUUCUUUCACAGGCAAAUAGCAUGUUCUGAGCAGCAUCCAUGCUGACCUCAAGGAAGCAAAGCCACAAACCAGAAUAGCAUCUGUCUGUCUGUCUCUGCAAAGCUAAAAAAUCAUGGCUUCACUCUUCCAGUCAAGGAAGCAACGAACACGAAGGAGCCAGUGAGUUCCUACGACUGCAUCUAGCAUAGCAUAACCGUGGUGUUCUCUGUGUGUGCGUGUGCAAGUGUGAAAGUGUAUGCACGAGUCUUAUGUGUGGUGCAUGCCUUUGUUCGGGGUUGGGGUGGGAGAGGAGAAGCUGAGAGAAGUCAGCGUUUCUGAAAUGUUGCCUGACUACUUAAACAGAAACUAAUAGCUCUCCAGUAUCACAUUUAUAUAACACGUGCAACCUGGGAAUUCUGGUCCAGAUUUCACCCCAAUAUUGAUUCCAAAAGGUAUGCACGUGAGACUUUGUAACAAAAUAUUUUAUUAUAUAAAACCAGAUUAGAAGGAAUGCAGAAUAUUUUUAACACAGCAAUCUGUGCUUAUUCCACAACAUUACUUUGUGGUAAACAGACAGUAUUGUAAUCCCAUGAAAAGAUGAAAUAUAACAAUUAGCCAUAGUUCUGAAUGCACUUCGAUUAAGCCAAAACAGACAGCUAGUGAUCUUUUUAUAUGCUCUUUUUACUUAAGUUUUAAUUUGUCCUUUAAACAAAGGUGAAAAAAAAAACCAAGAACAAGUUCUAGCAAACUGAAGCAACCUCUUAUGUACACUAGAUGCUUGACUUAGGAGGAGUUUUUAAAUGUUCUCAAUGUUAUUCUGUAGUAAAUGGCACUAUUAUGAAGCCACUAGUCAUUCCAUAUGAGUCUUAAGGACUGCUCUGUGUAACACUGUGACUGCCCUGUGUGCUUAGACACGUAGUUUCCUCAGUGGCUAGCACCCAACUUACUCCGUAGUGAUAUUGUAACAAUACUGCCAUUCCCUCGUACUGCACUGCCCAAUGUGUGUGUAGCACAAACAGUUCUCAUUCUUAAGGACCAAUUCAGAACUGAACAGCUAUGCAUAGGACAGAAAGAUACAUAGACUGGGGGGGUGGGGAGAACACACAGCAUCUUGUCAACACUGUGCACUAGUCCACAUUUGUCUCGCUGAGGUAGACAGCCACUUCAGGAAGGUGAGCCUGCUACCUAACACUGCUUCUAGACUCUUCGCCCACUUGAUAGUGCGGCCUGUUUUCACCUCCAGGUCACAGAAAACAGCAACAUCCUGACGGGAGAGGACCAUCUUCACAUCUACCAAAAUAAAAUGGAGGCAUGGAAAGUGUGGCCUCCUGUUUGAUCUAUAGGAUUUAGCUCCAUGCUUUGGACAAAAGUCAAGAGAAUCCCAGAAAGGGCUCUUGGUAGACUUUAAACAUGGGGUUGGCCGUUCCUCCUGCACACACAACACAAUCUCCAAACCCUGGUUCUUCCCUCAUUGGAGAAGAGGCAAAGCCUUUGCUCCUCACCUCCAUCCCAGCAAACUCUUCAGAAUUAGAACAGAUGCAGAGGACAAGGAGAAAAUCCUUUCCUGUGGACGAACAGCACAUUUUCAACAUUAAAACCACAGAUGAUAGGAAAGGCACACUCAUAGGUGAGAUUAAACAGGAGACUCAAAUGAGGGGCUUUCCUACUUAAGGGACCAAGUCCUACCAAAGAGAAGGAGUUGACUUUAAAAAAAAAAAUACCUUAGAUACCAGACACCGACAUUUCGGUUCACCACCUCCCGACUUAAGUUGUACACGGUGGAGCAACAUUUCCAAGGAAGCAGCUUCCAGCUGCCCAAGCAGACAUUCCUUCCUGCAUCACAACACUACUAGCACAUUCUCUUGCAACACUGCCAACGUGGGAUUGUCACCAUAGACUUAGUUGGUACUAUAUCAUCUCCCAUGAGCCGGUGACUGGACCUGCUUCCUGACCUGCCAUCCAUCCUCAGAUGAGCCACCUGUACCCUUCUGACAGUGCAGUGUGAAGUCUUAGAAGCUGAUGCCCUAGAAAGAUCCUAGUUGCCUUUGUUGCAUAUAUUUACUGCCUGCUUGAGUGUUUCUCUGUGUGGGUUCUCUCUGUGUCUCGUAGAAAUGUUGGGGUGUUUUCUUCUGCCAUAAGGGCUCGUGGCCCGCGAGCCAACUCCUUUAGCUGUAUUCUUCCUUCAUUUUUUGAUAAGUGGUUUAAAUUCUGUUUCACUUUGUGUAGUGAACCCCAUGGUAGUUUUCUGAUCGUUGUUAAAAAAAAUGACUUAACAUAUUACAUGGACACUCAAUAAAAAUGUUUUAUUUCCUGUUGA
Messenger RNA from Mus musculus (house mouse), 4841 nucleotides. It is a transcript of the gene Syt1, whose product is annotated as synaptotagmin I. Gene Ontology annotation, biological process: synaptic vesicle fusion to presynaptic active zone membrane; regulation of endocytosis; xenobiotic transmembrane transport. The transcript has 12 exons. Gene Ontology annotation, molecular function: molecular condensate scaffold activity; protein heterodimerization activity; calcium-dependent phospholipid binding. Gene Ontology annotation, cellular component: chromaffin granule membrane; neuron projection terminus; intracellular vesicle. Bases 686 to 1951 code for a protein of 421 amino acids. NCBI's taxonomy places the organism in Eukaryota, Metazoa, Chordata, Mammalia, Rodentia, Muridae. The record is from RefSeq and is a predicted model, not a curated record.